GCCCGCUGUCAUUGCUCCAACGAACCAUACCUGGGAAUGUGCUUCUGGCAGAUGGAAGCUGGUGUCCACCUAAUGAUUACUGCUAUGACAACGCCCGAAGGCUCUACCCCUACUGACCAAGCUACGCAAAUGGUGACAAAUACCAGCCUGCACCCCCCCAUUGGAGGGUACCCCACUCCAGUGCGUCAAGGCUGCUUUCCACGUGACCGCGUCAAUCGAAGCGCUUAGCGCUUCUCUCUAUCUGGUUUGCUGCAAGGGUAAACUGAUAUUUGGCUCGUUGCUCGUCCCAGUGGGACUAUUGUGAGAUAAAUGUUUUCACUAUCCUUGCUCCUAAUCCGACCUGGGUUGAUUGGUAUGGCUUAUCUGCACAAGCCAAGAUCGAUAUCCAUCCAUCAUCAGUACUGCUAUCUUUGGAUCAAUGUCAACUUUCCUCCUCGUUCAACUAUACCUCAUAUAUGCAUCCUGCGCUGCCACCGCAACCGCAACUGCUGGUGCUUCUUGAUAUCACCAGCGUUUCCUGAACACACUAUAGCAAAGAGUGCUUUGACCCAUUGAUUUUAUUAUUUUCUUUCUUCGAUGGUCACGACGGACUCGUAGUAGGUGUGCUUUUUCUGACAGGACGUUUGAGAACAGGCGAGGUUCGGGCCAGAUGAUAUAAUUAUUCCAAGGACUGUAUGGAUGUAUCGUUGAUGUUGUAACGAAGCCCGCAAGGCGCCAGACAGAAAAACCACUUGUCCCCAACGUCAGGGAAGCC
This is a messenger RNA of Suillus discolor, 754 nucleotides long. RefSeq lists its product as uncharacterized. The transcript is spliced from 3 exons. Bases 310 to 555 code for a protein of 81 amino acids. The record is from RefSeq and is a predicted model, not a curated record. NCBI's taxonomy places the organism in Eukaryota, Fungi, Basidiomycota, Agaricomycetes, Boletales, Suillaceae.